Messenger RNA from Orycteropus afer afer, 492 nucleotides. It is a transcript of the gene ARL2BP, whose product is annotated as ADP ribosylation factor like GTPase 2 binding protein. Gene Ontology annotation, cellular component: mitochondrial intermembrane space. NCBI's taxonomy places the organism in Eukaryota, Metazoa, Chordata, Mammalia, Tubulidentata, Orycteropodidae. The record is from RefSeq and is a predicted model, not a curated record. Bases 1 to 492 code for a protein of 163 amino acids. The transcript has 6 exons. Gene Ontology annotation, biological process: positive regulation of tyrosine phosphorylation of STAT protein; maintenance of protein location in nucleus.
AUGGACGCCUUAGAGGAAGAGAGCUUCGCGCUGUCCAUCUCUUCCGCCUCUGACGCAGAAUUUGAUGCUGUGGUUGGGUAUUUAGAGGACAUUAUCAUGGAUGACGAGUUCCAGUUACUACAGAGAAAUUUCAUGGACAAGUACUACCAGGAAUUUGAAGACACGGAAGAGAAUAAACUCACCUACACACCUAUUUUUAAUGAAUAUCUUUCUCUGGUAGAGAAGUAUAUUGAAGAACAACUGCUGGAGCGGAUUCCUGGAUUUAACAUGGCAGCUUUCACCAUGACAUUACAGCACCAUAAAGAUGAAGUGGCUGGUGACAUAUUCGACAUGCUGCUCACAUUCACGGACUUCCUGGCUUUUAAAGAAAUGUUUCUGGACUACAGAGCAGAAAAAGAAGGCCGGGGACUAGACUUAAGCAGUGGCUUAGUGGUAACUUCAUUGUGCAAAUCGCCUUCCAUGCCAGCUUCCCAGACCAACCUGCGGCACUAG